Penicillium argentinense is the source of this 2106-nucleotide messenger RNA. Its product is annotated as transcription factor domain-containing protein. Gene Ontology annotation, cellular component: nucleus. The transcript has 4 exons. Gene Ontology annotation, molecular function: DNA-binding transcription factor activity, RNA polymerase II-specific; zinc ion binding; RNA polymerase II cis-regulatory region sequence-specific DNA binding. The record is from RefSeq and is a predicted model, not a curated record. Gene Ontology annotation, biological process: positive regulation of transcription from RNA polymerase II promoter by galactose; DNA-templated transcription. NCBI's taxonomy places the organism in Eukaryota, Fungi, Ascomycota, Eurotiomycetes, Eurotiales, Aspergillaceae. The coding region runs from base 1 to 2106 and encodes 701 amino acids.
AUGGCUUCGGAGUCACCUCAUGUGGAAAAGUCCCCUCCUCCGGCCGGUCCUGCUGAUCUGGCCACACCUCCCACCGCCGAUACGGCCAAGAGGAAGGCGGAACAGAGCAACGGAGCGCACACGCGCACAAAGCGGAAUCGCUACAUCUCCAUCGCAUGUGAGUUCCGGUCGUUGACCUCUCAGAUCACAACUCUGCAGGAACAGGUCAACAGCCUCUUCACCAAUCUCAACGAGCUUCGGUCUCAGAAAUCUACCUUUGAGUCUCCGCCCUUCGAUCAUCUUUCUCGCGAUGGCUCACAGCCUGUCUUUACCCCCUUGCCGACGGGCAUGCCGAAGACCCGUUCCCGCCAUCCUCGUUUCCAUGGCCCGACGAGCUCGGCUUUUAAUUUUGAUGUCGCCAAAUCGAGUCUUGAAAGCAUGGGGAUCACCCAACCAGAAGAUGCCAUUCCCGAUGACUUGACUACAGCGCAUGUCACCCCGGCCGGCUCUCCACCUCCCAAUUUGGGUCCUCUCGUACCUACGAUCCACCCAACCAAAGAUCCGAUUUGGUCUAUUGGCCGCGAAGAGGCAAUUCGCUUAUGUAAAGUCUAUGAAGAGGAGAUUGGGAUUCUUCAUCCCGUGGUGGAUAUAAACACCAUCGUUAGUCAGGCUAAUUUGUUGUACACAUUUAUGGAGGCGGCUACACGAACCGGGUUUGCACAGAGGGGACUACCUGGUUCUGACAGUCUUCAAGAUGACAAUACCAUUCUGCUGAAACUGAUACUUGCUACCACGCUGGUCGUGGAGGCUGGCGGUCAAAGUGACCUUGGCCAGCGGCUCUACUUGAGUAUCAAGCCGAUUAUUGAGUCCAAGCUGUGGGAGCCUCGCGACAUCCGCAAUAUUCAGAUUUUUGCGAUUGUGGCCACUUACCACUUCCACACUGAUGAUGAUGCCAUGGCCUAUCGGUUGAUCGGCUUGGCCGCGCGCAUGUGUCUUGAAACGGGUCUCCACCGAAAGGAUGCUCUCGUAAAAUCAUUCCCCCUUGAGGACCAGUGGAAUGAUAUCACUCGAAUCUUCUGGACUGUCUAUAGUUUGGACAGGAGAUGGAGUCUAGGCACUGGCUUGCCAUUUACUAUUCAAGACGAGGAUAUCGAUCCCAAUCUGCCAGAGCCGGACACACCCUAUCUGCGCUGUAUGAUCUCGUACAAUCGUAUCAGCUCCAAAAUCUGGUACUCAGGCCUCGGAUCAGAAGGCACAACAGAUAUUCGACGAGAUGAAAUCGGCUAUCUGGAUUACCAGGUCCUCCAGUGGUACAAACAUAUACCCGAGGAUCUCAAGUUCUAUCCUGUCGAGUCUCCCAAAAAUGGAGAACCCGCGAGUCGGGGAAUGAGGCGGUUGCGAGUCCUGCUGUACCUCCGCAUGAACCAGCUGCGCAUUCUCAUCUACCGUCCAGUACUUCACUCUUCUGCAAGUAUUGUUGAGGAUCGCGGUCACGCUCAGACAGUGGUUGAUGUUGCCAAGGACACCGUUCGAGUACUCACUCGGCUAAACCAGAUGUCUGACAUUUACCGCACGCAGCAAAUCACUUUCAACUACUUCCUUGUGGCUGCGCUGGCUGUUCUCUUUCUCGCUGUGUGUCACGCACCAGCGGAAUUCAACCGUCAAGUGCGCGAUGAGUUCUACAUGGCUUUGGACUUGAUCAAUGGAUUCAGUACCAAAUCAUACGUAUCAAAACGCCUGUGGAAGACCAUUCAAGGUCUCCGCAGAAUCGGCGAGAAAUUGGGGGUCCUCGCUCGCCCCUUCAGCAACGAUUCAAGUGAUCCACACUCAAGUGCUGCUGUCGCUAUGGCCGGCCUUGCCGGUCAUUCGAUCGACGAUCUAUCUGUCUACGGUCCCUUGAAUGGGAUCAAUGACAGCCCCCUAAAUGGAAUACAGAUGAGUCAUGAACUUACGAACUUGUUUGAGGCUGUUGGAUCUUUUGGUAGCUUCAUGCCCACCACUACUGGCCCCGAUGGCAUCAAUGGAUUCGUUGGAACUGAUGGUGAAAUCCAGAACACUGGUGAGGGCCUCUCUGGGAUCUUGGGUGGAGAGGAGGAGUUUUCACGAGUAAUUCGUGACUUGUUUUGA